Messenger RNA from Alosa alosa (allis shad), 4453 nucleotides. Its product is annotated as Transmembrane protein 150A-like. The record is from RefSeq and is a predicted model, not a curated record. The coding region runs from base 426 to 1247 and encodes 273 amino acids. The transcript has 8 exons. NCBI's taxonomy places the organism in Eukaryota, Metazoa, Chordata, Actinopteri, Clupeiformes, Clupeidae.
UGGAGAGAACUGGAGGGACGGACGGAAAUUGUUUUUCAGUAUGAAUGAGGCGCCAGAGAAGAUCUGAAACUGCCAGCAACGAUUCGUUGUGAUUUAGAAGGGCAUAAUUGUGUUUCGGAGGAAGGUAAGGCUGGGAUAACCGGUUGAGAUAUAUCCAGUCCUCUGCUCCGUCCUCCAUCCUAGGAUAGACCACAGAUCUAGACGAAAAGAAGGAAGGAGACCCUCGGAAAAGAGAAACAGGACGCAGGAUAUUGGAUAGACCGAGUGAGGAGACGUCACUUCGAAACAAAGUUACGAAAACGUGAUUUGGAAAUGGUCUGGUCAAGAACUUAAAUGCCAAUUGAUGAGCAACGACAGCGAGGCUGGCGAAGGCGCAAAAGGAAAGGAGUCUCUCCGGAGGAGCUGGUGACGAACGAGCGUCGGAGAUGUCUCUUUGGAUGAUAGUACCUGUCAGCCUACCAGCCUUGACCAUUACUGGAAUAUGGGUCGUGUAUGCAAUGGCCCUCUACAACCAACACGUGUGCCCAGUGGAGAACUGGAUGUAUAACCAAUCGUGUGAGGAGGAGUUGCCCUUCCAGAGAGGCCCAACUCUCUGCUGCACCCUGGACAAUGUUCCCCUCAUCAGCAAAUGUGGAACUCUUCCGCCUGAGAGCUGCUUCUUCAGUCUCAUCUGCAGUACCGGCUCUUUCAUGGUGAUGGUGAUUGUACUUCUGCGCUAUGCUCACGUGAUUGAGAAGCAUCAGAACUGUGUGCUGAACACGGCCAGUCUCUCCACUGGCUGGAUCUGUGCAGCUGGACUCAUCAUUGUUGGCAACUUCCAGGUGGACAACGCUAAGGUCCUGCACUACGUGGGCGCGGGAGUGGCCUUCCCCACCAGCAUGCUGUUCGUGUGCCUGCAGUCGGCCCUCACCUACCGACUGGCCAAGACGCAGGCCGAGUACGCCGUGGGACACCUGCGCCUGGCCAUGAGCCUGAUGGCCUUAAUCGCACUCGUGCUCAGUGGCGUGUUCUUCGUUCAAGAGAGCUUUGUGCUCCAGCACGCCUCGGCCAUCUUUGAGUGGGUCUUCUGUGUCAUCAUCAUGCUCUUCUACGGCACGUUCGCCUUUGAGUUCGGUGGCAUGUCCAGCACCACUAUGAUGGUCCUGGCGCGGGGCGGGGCACUAGGGCCUGGGGGACGCGAGCACAAGAUGGAGCCGCUGGGCGGCCACACCAACGCCCACCAACCAGAGAGCUUGUCCGUGCUGUAGCCGCAGAGACCGAGGCCACCGGGCUGGCCCCCCUCGACCAAUCACAGUGAGGCUAGGAGAGGCGUCAUUUCCUCGGGGAAGAGAAGGAGGACCAGAGUGGCAGCAGCGGUGGCCGCAGAACACUGGCCAUACCUCUCACUGCCCACCUCAUCCCUGAGUCAUGUCGGAAUCUCUUGCCAAAGAACUCUCCAGAACUUUGCACAUGACUGAGAGACCAAAGACUCCGAUUCCUUUCGCUUUUCGUUUGUUUGUUGUCUGCCCUCUGUCCCUGUGGAGGUGUGGAGACCCAGGCGCAGGACAGCCCCAAGCUCCAGGGGCUGGACAUCACCGUCAGAGGCGUCAGACCUGUCAAAUGUCUGCAGGCUGCUGGAAGGCUCUGCAGUUGGAAGGGAAAUUCAUACAUUAUGCACACAUGUACACACACACACACACACACACACACACACACACACACACACAAAGCCAAAACCAACCAAAGGCCUCUGUAGUCUGCUUCUCUUUUCAACAUAUGCACCCACACACACACAACACACACACACACACACACAUAUUAUAUACAAUGUACUAUUGUGGAGAUACAUACACACACUAACACACAUACACACAUGCUUGAAAAUAGAAAACCAACUUCACGAGCCCCUCUUGUGCAAACACUGUCAGUCUGACGCCUCCAACCCACAGUGCCAUUACCUGAGAAAGACUUUUACUUCUUUUAGUUUGCCUUUUAUACUCCAUGAGACCCUGCUCUGUCCGACGGACCCCUGCGGCCCGUGGUCAGCGUCCUUAACAUACACUUUGGAUGCUCCUCUGAUCACCUCUCCAAACGAGAGGAUAUUGUACUGCCAUUGUGCCUUAGCAUUCCGGACCAAAACCACUGCUCACUCACCUGGGAGGACAUUGAGGGGGACAGCUAUACGUGUUGACUUGACUGUCGUUUUGCUUUAGUGACACUAAAGCGUUUUAUAUUUGCUACAGCUGCGUACAAGCUGAAAGAGAUGAGUAUGUCUAGUCCACAUCACGCAAGGCAAGAUCAGGCGGACUGCAGAUGAACAGAAGCCGAGCUCGUUAAACCACCUCACGGGCGAUCAUGAUCAGUUUGGUUGUUUAAAGGUAGGAGGCGCCCUCAGCGAGACUGUGCCCACUGCCCUCUGUGUUCGAAACUAGCGUCCAUCCCCCCCCACACACACACACACGUUUCUCACACUGACCCUCCUGUUUGCCUCUUCCUCUUCAGCAGAGACAACGCUGAGCGUGAGGUAGAGAAUUCAAAGGGAGGACUGAGAGAGAAUCUGUGUGCCAUAAAUACAGCUGCCCUCUCUUCAGGGUGCAGAGUGCCCAUCCAUACGUCUGUGCAAAUGAGUAUCAGUGCCUUGUAGCACCAGGCUGAGGCCAUUAAGUAUCUCCUGAGAUGUUGUCCCCAGUCCAUGAUCUGUCUGUUGUGUGUCCUCUGCAGCUAUAACAAAAAAGCAAUAUCAGUUCCCUUUGCCAACAGAACCAUGCUGUUCAAACUUUGCCAUUUGGAGUGAGUGUUAAGAUGGUUUUGUCCCCCAAUCACUACGCCUCUGAGUGAGUGUGAGUGUUUAAUCCUACCAACUAGAGUUCCAGAAAAUAGAGGCAGUGGAUGUUUUUUUUAAUAUAUACAGAAAAAAAGGGGAGUGUUCGCCCCCUUGUGGCCAGUUUUAUUUAUGCAAGGACCUUCAACUGUUGCGUGUUCACAGAGUUAUUUGAUUAAAAAGAAAAAGAAAAAACAGUGCAGCAGGCUGCACCUUUUCCCUCAACCCUUACCCACCCAGUCCCUGCCCCUUAGGUGAGACAAAUCAGGAUGUGACAUAUCCCUCUUGCAGUAUUGCCAUGAUAUCUCUUUUAUAAAGUGACCUCUUCAAAUGCGACCUCUUUCUAUAACCUCACAGAAGAUAGAAAAGAGAAGAAGGAAUAUGUCAUUCUGACCCCCAUGGCUCCAGCGCAGACAAAAGACGAUCAAUUCUGGCCGCAGUGAAUCGACGGGACCUUUGUGUCCCUGUGACAAUGUCUCCCCAGUGGGCACCAUUAGCCAUCAGACUCGGCGACUAACUCGCUCGCGGGGCCCGGAUCUGCGUUGGCUCUGUGUUAGAAUCAUGCGGCAGCGAGGAGAGCCCUGCCAUACACAUCUGUCUGUCUGUCUGCCUCUACUCUCUGUAUCUCGUCUCAGUGUCGUUACUCACGUUUGUUUAUCCAAUGCUGGCCAGUUACUAUUUCUAUUCUCAGGAAAUGACAUCACCAGCUUUCCAUUAAUCCGUUGAAAGACUUCAUAUACGACAUUUCAAAAUAAUAUAUAUAAUAUAUAUAUAUAUAUAUUUUUUGUAUUGUAAUGGAAUAUAGGUGUGAUUGACUGGUGGAAAUUGGAUGCCUAUUGAACAGCUUCUGUGUGGUGGCCUUUUGGUGCUGUAAAAACAGUGAGAGAUAUUGGGUUGAAUGGAUAUUUGGAAUGUAGCUCUUGAUACGUGCCAGUUAUUAAUCCAACAGGGCUUCUGUAAAAUUAAGGAUGCUGGUGUUUGUUCACCAAAGAGAUCCUGUCGUAUUCUCUCUGUCUCGUAGUUCAGAAAUAUCUCUUCUUGUUUUUUUCUGUGGUGUCUGUUUUUUGUUUGUUCGGAUAGUAAGUAUUAUUGUCUGUGUUUACCGGCUGACUGACCAGUGUUGUUGCCUAAGUCCCUAGCUGCUCUUCGCAUUCCUUUGCAGAAAGCAAUUGAUUGACACUGUAUUUUCUAAUCAGUGACAGCGUCCACUCAUAACAUCUCCAAUGACCUUUGGUCGUGCGAUGCCACUGUGUGCAGUUGGACUGUCAAAGCAAAGGCAUUUCACACAGUAAAAACUCAAUCCAGUUCAACCGAGUUCACCUCCCAGAAAUCACUAACUCCACCCUCUCUCUCUCUCUCUCUCUCCAUUCCAUCUUGGUUAAAUGGUUUCAAAUAUAAUUGUACCUUGUAUCUGACGUUUGGAUUAUGAUCACGGAGGGUCGAAAGUCUAUCAGCGGAACACUCUGUCCCCCCGACCUGCACCAGCCUAAGUCAACAUAUGGUAAUGGAUGACCAUCAAGUGCCUUUAGUUGUUGUUAUUGUCAAACCAAAGAGAGACCCAGGAGUACAGAGCUAGGAGUCUGGUUUUCAGUUUACUGUUUGUAUAUUUGCCUUAAUUUUGUUCAGAUAAUAAAAUUGUUGCUCGCAUUCGCA